Messenger RNA from Camellia sinensis, 1011 nucleotides. The record is from RefSeq and is a predicted model, not a curated record. NCBI's taxonomy places the organism in Eukaryota, Viridiplantae, Streptophyta, Magnoliopsida, Ericales, Theaceae.
AUGAAUGGGAGAUACACAGCUGGAAUGAAGGUUGGUUUAGGAAUGCUUGCCGCUUUGGCUUGUUGUAAUGUUGCUUGGUGGGUGGAGUGUAAAAGGCAAAAAGAUUUGAAAGAACACGACUUGUUAGGUAAUCCUGAUGCCAUUGCACCAAUAUCUGUAUUUUGGCUCUCACCACACUUUGUACUGAUGGGAAUCUUGGACGGAUUAGCUCUUUAUGGUAUUGAGGGGUUUUUUAAGUAUCAGUUUCCAGAGUCAAUAAGGAAGAGGUAUGCACUCGUACUCACUGAAGCUGUGAUUGGAUGGGGAAAACUAGUGAACAUAGGGUUUAUUAUGAUAUUCGACGUGGUGGUCAUGAAGUUGAGAGCUGAAGAUGGAAGUUGGAUUGCAGACACUGUGAAUCAGAGCCGUUUGGAUCAUUUUUAUGCUGCGUUAGUGAUCGUGAGCAUAGCCAAUCUAUUAAUCUUUGCAUAUGUUGCUAGGAUAGUAUUUGAACGACGAAUAGAGAAAAUGAAUGUUAGAUCCUCAGCUGGAAUGAAGGUUGGUUUAGGAAUGCUUGUCGCAUUGGCUUGUUGUAAUGUUGCUUUGUGGGUGGAGUAUAAAAGGCUAAAAGAUUUGAAAGAACACGACUUGUUAAGUAAUCCCGAUGCCAUCGCACCAAUAUCUGUAUUUUGGCUCUCACCACAGUUUGUACUGAUGGGAAUCAUGGACGGAUUAGCCCUUUAUGGUAUUGAGGAUUUUUUGAAGUACCAGGUUCCAGAGUCAAUAAGGAAGAGGUAUGCACUCGUACUCACGGAAUCUGUGAUUGGAUGGGGAAAAAUAGUGAACAUAGGGUUUAUUAUGAUAUUAGACGUGGUGGUCUUGAAGUGGAGAGCUGAAGAUGCAAGUUGGAUUACAGACACUGUGAAUCAGAGCCGUUUGGAUCUUUUUUAUGCUGCGUUAGUGGUCAUGAGCAUAGCCAAUCUGUUAAUUUCGCAUAUGUUGCUAGGUUCUACAGUUACCGUGAUUUUCUAG